AGUUCCGCCUUUCCCUAUAUCCAUCCACUAAGAAAGCCAGUUAUAUCUUCCCAGAUGCAGCGGAUAACGUUUGUGAUCUUAUUUUUCUGGCUAAGUAGGGCCCAGGAAACAACGGAGGUGGCGAUGGGGACAGAAGUCGACGAUUCCUCGGAGAAAACCAUAUAUAUCCGCUCCAAGAGAAUACCAGCUAUCAAACUUAUAACGCGGCACAACUACCCGGUGGAGACGCACAACGUCACUACCUCGGCUGGCUACAUCCUGACGCACUUCCGCAUCCCGUCAUCGACUCAGUGUACAAAGGGCGGACCAAAGCCGGUCGUUUUCAUCCAGCACGGAAUCCUCUUAGCCUCAGAUGGUUUCCUGGUGACUGGACCCAAAACCGGACUGCCCUUCAUGCUCGCCGAUGCCUGCUUCGAUGUGUGGCUGGGCAACUGCCGCGGAACCAGGUACUCAAGGCGCCACACCACUUUGAAGGCCUGCCAGAGGAAAUUCUGGUACUUCAGCUUUCAUGAAAUGGGACUGCAGGACUUGCCCGACCAGAUAGACUAUGUGCUAUCGACCACGAAACAGAAAGCUCUGCACUUUGUGUGCUACUCUCAGGGGUGCUCUACCCUGAUGGUCCUACUCAGCAUGAGACCGGAGUACAACGAGAAGCUCAAGACCGCCAACCUGCUGGCCCCGGCCGUCUUCAUGGAGCACUCCAUGUCGUGGGGUGUGAAACUAGUAAGGCCUCUGUUCAUGCGUCUGCCAGAAGGGGAGCUAUUGCCCCCAAGGAGUUUGCUGAAUUCUGCGAUGAAAUUAAUGUGCAAGCUAAAAGCAACGAAAAAGCUCUGUGCCUCCGUGUACCUCCUCUUGAGCGGACAUGAAUCCGUACACACAAACGCAUCCGUCAUCCCCAAUUUGGUGGUCACACACCCUUCCGGAGUCUCCACGAGGCAGCCAAAGCACUACAUACAGCUCAAGAAAUCCGGAAAAUUCCGACCAUACGACUUUGGGCCCGUGAGGAAUUGGAAGACCUAUGGCCAAUUCUCGCCUCCAGACUAUCCGCUGGAGAUGGUCAAUCCAAUGAGCCCGGUCCACGUGUUCUUCAGCGAUUGGGACAACACCGUGUCGUCGAAGGACAUCCCAAAGCUGGUCAGCAAGUUGCCCCGGUCGGUAGAACACAGGAUCAUGGAGUCCACCUGGGACCACUUGGACUUUCUCAUCGGCAAGACUGUAGAUAAAGUGAUCAAUCAACCGGUUAUCAGCAUAAUCAAUGAGUUUGAGAAUUCUCAGAAGAAUUGAGGAUAUUUAUUUUUAAAGGGGAUUCUCUCCAAUUUAUUCCCCCAUGAAUGGAAAAUAAAUUCGCUACUGACAAA
Drosophila biarmipes is the source of this 1358-nucleotide messenger RNA. Its product is annotated as lipase 1. Gene Ontology annotation, molecular function: hydrolase activity, acting on ester bonds. Bases 55 to 1284 code for a protein of 409 amino acids. The transcript has 4 exons. Gene Ontology annotation, biological process: lipid metabolic process. NCBI's taxonomy places the organism in Eukaryota, Metazoa, Arthropoda, Insecta, Diptera, Drosophilidae. The record is from RefSeq and is a predicted model, not a curated record.